Lachancea thermotolerans CBS 6340 is the source of this 1278-nucleotide messenger RNA. RefSeq names its product agmatinase. The transcript has a single exon. Bases 1 to 1278 code for a protein of 425 amino acids. NCBI's taxonomy places the organism in Eukaryota, Fungi, Ascomycota, Saccharomycetes, Saccharomycetales, Saccharomycetaceae. The record is from RefSeq and is a predicted model, not a curated record. Gene Ontology annotation, molecular function: metal ion binding; agmatinase activity.
AUGAAAGUAACUUGGGUGGGAUGUCUUACCAGCCUUGCUGGCUCGUCCCUCGCGUAUGUGAUCUCUGACCAGGGGCAUUUCUCCAACCACAGAACCGAUCUUUUGGAUCAAGUCUUCGGCGAAGUCCUAGCAAGCCACGAUGGUUCAGGGGCGGCGGAAGUGCGCCAACGUAGCUUCAAUCUCGAUGAAGACGAGGACCCCGAAUUUAAGGCCAUGUGCGGAUUCUACCAAGAGCAUCCUGUUGAGUUUCCAGAUGAUGAUUUGAGCAAUGAUUUGGAACUUUUCGCAGGCAUUGUUAGCUUUGCGCAUGUUCCAAUUGAGCGGUGUUUCGGAUCUCGCACGGACGGCAAAUCACCUCUUUAUGACAUCGCAAUUGUUGGUGCUCCCUUUGACACCUCGGUGUCUUACCGGCCCGGAGCUAGGUUUGGCCCAAAUGCAGUAAGACAAGGCUCUCGCAGACUAGGCGGUGGAAUACUGCCUGUUAGAGGAUUUCCCGGAUCCAAACUGAGAAAGCUUGACCCUUACAAUGCAGGCUAUAAGAUUGUGGACUGCGGGGAUGUGCCUAUGACGCCUUAUGAUAACAGAAUCGCGCUAAAUCAGUUGUAUAGAGGGCAAAGGGCCAUCUACAACAAGACUACGCUGAAGAGUGACCUAAAAGCUCCUAAAGUGAUAACGCUUGGCGGGGACCACACUGUCACACUUAUGGCACUGAAGGCAGCUUCUGAGCAUAAUGGGCCUUUGGCGGUAGUCCAUUUUGAUUCUCACAUUGACACCUGGGACCCUAAGGUUCUGGGCGGCGGAAUUACAAAAACUCAAAGCAUCAAUCAUGGGACAUUCCUGCAUUUCGCUCACGAGCGAGGCUACAUUGCUCGUGACAAGUCCAUGCAUGUUGGUAUAAGAGCACCUUUCAUUGCGCCCACAGAUGACAAGCACGAUAGGGAGUGCGGAUUCCAAAAAAUUGUGGCCCGCGACUUUGACAUUCUAGGUUUCCAAGAGAUUGUAAGCCAGAUCAAGCAGCGCGUCGGGGACCUACCUGUUUACAUAACUGUUGACAUUGACGUGCUUGACCUUUCUGUGGCGCCAGGAACUGGAACACCAGAGCCUGGUGGACUCACAUCAAGAGAAUUGCUCACCGUUCUUGAUGGCUUGGAAGGUCUUAACGUCGUUGGAGCUGACGUUGUCGAAGUUAGCCCCGCGUUCGAUACAAACGGUGACAUUACGUCCAUCGUAGCAGCCCAAGUUAUCGACUCUAUACUAGGCCUGAUGACUGUGGGUUGA